Molecule: messenger RNA, 480 nt
Organism: Acaromyces ingoldii
Lineage: Eukaryota; Fungi; Basidiomycota; Exobasidiomycetes; Exobasidiales; Cryptobasidiaceae
Exons: 3
Coding region: 1-480 (159 amino acids)
Source: RefSeq, a predicted model, not a curated record
AUGAAGAUUUUCUUCGUCGCCAUCCUGGCUGUCUUUCCCCUGCUCGCCAGCGCCUCCAUUCUCGCCCGUGCCUCCAUUCUCGCCCGUGCACCCCAACAGAAUGGAGCCUGCUCGAAUCGCUGCUAUAAUGACUACACCUUCAAGGCCAAGCAAGUCACACCCAAGCGCCAGAAAUACUUCACGUUCGCCAGCAGCAACAUCAAAAACAAGGGCCAGGUGUGCGAAAAGCUCAACGAUGCGUGUCUCGGCAAGGCAAAGUCGAAUAUCAUCAUGUACUACGGCUGCGAGUACACCGAAGACUUUACGGCAGUCAAGGCCUUUUGCACCCAAGUGCAAGACCAUGGCGAGACACAGGACAUCAUCGACACGCUCGUCCCGCAGUUCGCGGUCACCAUUGCCAAGAAGUCUGACGGAAAGUGCAAUGAGUUCCAAAAGGGAUACUGCAUCCGUGCGGGCGAUGGCGCAAAGAAGAUCGGCUGA